Messenger RNA from Auanema sp. JU1783, 1764 nucleotides. The record is from the annotation of a GenBank genome assembly. Lineage: Eukaryota; Metazoa; Nematoda; Chromadorea; Rhabditida; Rhabditidae.
AUGCAUUUUGUGAAGAAAGUACCCACUACCGAAGAAGAAGAAGCCGUUCGCCGUAAGGAGAAAGCUAUUAAACAGAAACUGUUCUGCACCAUCCGUGACAAGAUAUUCGAAAAAGCUGAGAAAAAUGAAUUUGAUGAUGGAAUGUUAGAUUUGACUCAGAAACUAUUGGAGAAGAACCCCGACAUUCAUACGCUCUGGAUAUAUCGCCGGAAUACGAUUGAAAGUUACUUGAAUAGCAGAGACGCAUUGAGAAACAAGGAAGACUCUGCUGAUAGUCUUGAGCUUGCUGAACAAAAAGUUGAGAAUGUAUUGAACAAUGAGCUUCAUGUUACACAGAAUUGUUUUGAGGUCAAUCCAAAAUCAUACACUACGUGGUGCCAUAGAGGAUGGGUGUUGAAGCAGCUUGCUAAUCCUAAUAUUAAGAAAGAAUUGGGUCUCUGUGAGAAAGCGUUGAAGAUGGAUUGCAGAAACUUCCACGUUUGGGAUCAUCGAAGAGUUGUAACGAAAAUUGGAAACAUUCCCAAGGAGGAAGAAAUUGACUUCUCGAACAAACUAAUUGGAGAUAAUUUCUCCAAUUAUUCUGCUUGGCAUUACAGAGUGACUUUGUUGCCUCGGGUAAAAGACGAGGAAGCCUUUUUUAAUGGCUCUUAUCGAAUGGAUGACAAGACGUUAGAGGAAGAAUUGAAGAAGGUUACAUCAGCUUUCUAUACCGAUCCAGAUGACCAAUCAGCAUGGGUUUAUACAAGAUGGCUUCUUGAUAUCAGUUCUGAUAAAGAAUGGAUGAUUCUGGAUUCACGAUCACCAUCCGUACCUGUCAGCAUCACGUUCAAUGGGGAUCGUACAACAAUAGUAAUGUCUAAAGCAACGAAUGAGGAUGUUGUACAGUCAUUUCUGAAGAGUGAAACAGAAGGAGAACUGAUAGCGUAUUCGGGAUUAUCGAACAGCCCCAAGACUGCUAAAAUCUGGCACUUCACUGGAACAACACCCGUGAAACUUGUAACUAAUGGUCUCGAUGUUCCUAACUAUGACUGUAAAGACGGCAAUUACAUUAAUAAGAAAUUUUUCUACCUGGCUUUUGGAAUUGAGCCACAUAACACCAACUCAGCUGUUCUGAAAUUAACCGAGAACUGUAAAGAAUUGAUUGAUUUAGAACCUCAGAAUGUGUGGGCUCUGGCAAUGUACACCUACUGUCUUAUAGCCACAUCACCGAAGAAAGAGCAUUCAAGAAUAUUAUCGAAUUUGAAAAAGUUGUCGGAAGAGUUAGACGUAAAAAGGAAAGAGAUGUAUAUGGCCUUAGCUUCACGAGAACUUUUGAACGAACGGUUAAGAUCUGUUGAUGGAAACGGAAAAAUGGCUAUUGAUAACAUUUUGAAUGAUGUGAAUUCGAACUUCAGUUUCAGAAAUGGACAAGUAACGAGUUUGAAUGGGAUAGAAUAUUUGGCCGGUUUCAUCAAAGAACUUGAUAUAUCCGGAAAUUCUCUUCGUGACGUUCUAGAUAUUGUUCUACCAAAUCUGACUUCUCUUGAUCUAGGCUCUAACAAAAUCGAAAAACUGGAGAAUUGUGAAGCUCUACACGGUCUUAAAUUCCUGUCGUUAGCAGCCUGUCCUAUAGUAAACGCGCAAUCAGUGACUGAUGAAUUGCGAAAAAUGAGUUCCUUGGAAAGGUUUCUAUUUGCUGAAACAAAUUUGAAUGGAAAAGAUCAGAUGAGCCAAGUGGUAGCUUGUCUCUCUACAGAAUGCCGCCUAAUUCCUCAUUGGAUGUAA